UCAAGCGAAGAAGACCUCCACUUCCUUGUGAACCAUGUGAUUGUACUGUCGUUUAAACGUCUAACACAAAACAGUAACACAACUGAGACCUUUGUUCUCAGUAGUUACAGCAUAAGAGGUAUUUUAAGUUUAUUGUAUUGUUGUGCGGUCGGACCACUACCCAAGGCUUGGUGCAUGGUCCUUUAGACCCAGAAGAUAACUUUAGUGCAGGUAAAUAACCUCCACUGCUACAAACUUCAUUGCCCUUAAGACCCACUACGUUUUAUACCAAAGUCAAAGUGCACGUAAAUAACCUCCAGUACUACUACCUGCACGGUCCGUCACACCCAGUAGUUGCUACUAUCACUACUAUGGAUCUCGAUCAACAACUAAUGUCUUGAUUCUCCCCAUUGAUCAGUUAACAUUAACAGCCAUUCUUGAAAACAUGAGCUGGUUUGUAAAGAAGAAGCUGCAUUGAAAUUGUUUUCGAAUCACUUGAAAAGCAUUGGAACCUUGAGGUAAACAAUUUGGAUUAGAACACGUCAUCAUCAGCAGGGACUUGUGAUUGGUUCAUUCACUCCUCCACAUGGAAGCAUCUUGACGUAUCCCUCCCUUUACCCCUUAUGUGCCUCUCCCAGCAUUGAUACUGUUUCAUCGCCUCCGGAAAUGUUACUAGGUCACAACAAAAAAAAAAAUACCUGUGCGGAUUUUCCCAGAAUAUCGAUCCAGGUUCCCAUUCACUCAUGUUCCCAUGCAGUCAAUGAUCUGGAACUUUGCAGGGAAAUAAUGCAUGUGUGAAAGGGGGCUUUACUCUAUCUCUUAUCUCUCUGUGUCUCUGCCAGCCAUGCCAGGCCAGGGCGUGGCCAGGAAGAGGUGUGUGGGCUGCAGCGCCCCGCUGGGCAUCGCCAGCCGCUCCUGCCCCAGCUGCCGGUCGGAGCAGCCCUACAAACUGUGGCUCAAGAAAAAGAUGGAGAAGUUUGACUCCAACCGAGAGAGCUGGAUCAAAGCCCAGAAGAGGUACCACAUGUCCUCCCACGUCAGAGGAGAGGCCGUGCUGCUGCUGGAGAAGCUCCACGCGCUGGGCAUGAGGGCGGUGCUGUGUCUGGCGAGGCCAGGCAGGAGGCCAGGCUCCUGGGCGGCGGAGCUGCUGGCCCCCCGCUGCCACUUCAACCACGCGGCCACCGCCGCGCUCAAACGCAUCCAGGCCCUGUUCGAGACCGUCGUCCCAGGCUGGAGUGAGACGGCCCUGAAGGCUGGAGCUCCAGCGGCAGAGACCCACGGCUCACUUGCUUCCCCCACACCCAAGACCCAACCCCCCGCCGACCAGUGCUCCACGAUGGAGCAGGGCCCCACGAUGGAGCAGGGACCUGGGUUGGAGGAGGGCCCCACGAUGGAGCAGGGCCCCACGAUGGAGCAGGGCCCGGUGAUGGAGGAGGUGGAAGGCCCUGCGAUGGACCAGGUGGAUGGCCCCAUGGUGGUGGAGGGCCUUGUGGAGGAGGUGGAAGGCCUCCCGAUAGAGGAAAUAGAAGGGCCCACGGUGGAGGUGGUGGAGGGCCUUGUGGAGGAGGUGGAAGGCCCCACGAUGGAGGUGGUGGAGGGCGUAGUGGAGGAGGUGGAAGGCCCCACGAUGGAGGUGGUGGAGGGCCUGGUGGAGGAGGUGGAAGGCCCCACGAUGGAGGUGGUGGAGGGCCUGGUGGAGGAGGUGGAAGGCCCCACGAUGGAGGAGAUAGAGGGCCCAUCAAUGCCAGAGGUUGAAGGCCUUGUGGAGGAGGUGGAAGGCCCUGCACUGGAGGAGGAGGAGGAAAGGCCUGCUGUGGAGGUCCCCACGGCGCAGGAUGCAUCCCAACGUAUUGAAGAUUACAGCACCAGCGGACAUGUGACCCAAAAAAGACAACCGCGGAGCAGAAGGAAAGCCCUCAAAACCAGAGAGGUGGACAACGAACAGCCAGAGGGCUCCUCAUCGUCUCUCCAGUGUGAGGAGGUUUCAGUCUCUGUAGAGACCAGUCCUGCUCCUCCAGAGAUGGAGGAGGAGGAGGAGGAGGAGGAGGAGGAGCAGGAGGAGCAGGAGGAGGAGGAGGAGGAGCAGGAGGAGGAGGAGGAGGAGGAGGCCCCUGCAACAGGUUAAAUCUUAAAACCCACCACACUCUUCGAGAAGAGGGCAGCAGCACAUUCAGUGUGUGAUGUUUGAGCUCAUGCUAAUACGGUGGUGUUGCUUUGAUAGG
Molecule: messenger RNA, 2201 nt
Organism: Gadus macrocephalus (Pacific cod)
Lineage: Eukaryota; Metazoa; Chordata; Actinopteri; Gadiformes; Gadidae
Exons: 6
Coding region: 770-2104 (444 amino acids)
Source: RefSeq, a predicted model, not a curated record